AUGGAUUCACCAGCACCUUCACACGAGCCAGACUCGGCACAAAACCCGAAAUUAAUAGAAGAACCAAAUGUCGAGCCUCUAUCCUCUUCAAGCUCCGACGAUCAGGAUGAUAUCGCAACCCCUCGUGCGUCAACUUACCAGCCCGUUACGGCUUUGGAUGCAGAUGCACUCAAUCGAAUAGCUCUGGAAGAAGAUUACUUUCCACCGCCAUUACCUCCACGUCCAAUACUGGACUCUGCAACCUCUAAUAUUCUCUCUUUACAGAAUAUACAUUCCGCGACUUCAAGCGGUUCCUCUACUCCGGGCCUCCAGGCCAAAGCUACAACUGCUAUCUCCCUCCCCGAGGGUGUUCAUGCUCACCAAACUGAUGGAGCUGGCUCCGGUACUGGUAGUGGAAUUGUUACAGGGGACAAUGACGUUGAGAGUAUGUUGGGUGAGAUACUCAGCGAGAGUGAAGGAAGGUUCUUAGGAAUGAGAAGUAAAGGUCAGGGAGGGAUUGGGUUUUCAGAUGGAAAUAUUGAGGAUGAAGGAUGGGAUGAGAGUAGUGACGAGGAGGGGUUGGAGGAAGAAGCAUUAAUUGCGAGGUGGAGAGCGCGGAAGAAACACUUUUUCAUCCUCUCCUCGGCCGGGAAACCGAUUUACAGCAGAUAUGGAGAUGAAACCGUCGUUUCCGGAUACAUGGGCGUCAUACAGGCUAUCAUAUCUUUCUUCCAAGAUGGAGACGACACUCUGAAAUGUUUUAGUGCUGGGAAACAUAGAUUUGCGGUAGUUGCUGAAGGACCGCUAUACCUGGUUGCAAUCUCUUCAAUGGGGGAGUCAGAUUCACAGCUGCGAGCUCAACUCGACGCUCUGUAUACCCAAGUCCUUUCUACACUCACUCUGAGUCAGCUGUCGAAAAUAUUUGCCACCCGUGAAAACUUUGACCUUAGACGCCUCCUUGGGGGUACUGAGGUUUUCCUUGACGGCCUCUCUGAUGCUAUGACUAGGGGAUCUCCUCAAAUCCUUCUCUCCGCCCUGGAAUGCGUCAAGAUGCGCAAACAUCAUCGCGAGAAAAUCAAUAAUAUCCUCCUCAAGUCUCGAUCAUCUUCACUACUUUAUGGGUUGGUGAUUGCGGACGAGCGUCUUGUAAGUGUAAUAAGACCAAAGCGACAUAGUCUUCAUCCCCCGGAUCUUCAACUACUUUUCUCGAUGCUUUUCAACGCGAGCACUUUUAGAGAUGGAGGGGAACACUGGACUCCUAUUUGUCUGCCGAAGUUUAACAGUAAAGGAUUUUUGCAUGCGUAUAUUUGCUUCUUUAGGAAAGAAAUUGCCCUGGUAUUGAUAUCUGCAGAUAAGGAUGCAUUCUUUGAAAUGAGGGAGGUCAAGGAGGUUGUUGUUGAGCAACUGGAGAAAACUGGGUGUGUAGAAAUUGUGGAAGAGGCUGUCUCACGCGGGCGUUAUACAACAACCGACGUGCUUCCCGGUACCGUUAUAAGACACUUCUUGUACAAAUCUCGUGCCAAUGUCCAGUUCACUAUGCCUUCAUUCGAGCCACAUUUCUAUACCGUUAUCACCCGAAGAAGGUUGAUGAACCUGUACCAACGACUUCACUCUGCCGUCCAUGCAAAGAACGCGCAUCUGAAGGUCCAUCACUGCAUCCGCAGCUCUUCUGUGUCUUUAUCUUGGAUUACGCCUACCUUUGAGCUUUAUUGCGUGGCCGGCGCCGGAGCAAAUAGGAAUGCGCUUGCCAAAGGAGCGACGGCAAUUGUUAACUGGGUCAAAAGAGAGGAGGAGAGAUUAUUUGUCAUUGGGGGAGCGAUGUUUUAA
This is a messenger RNA of Morchella sextelata, 1806 nucleotides long. RefSeq lists its product as uncharacterized. Gene Ontology annotation, cellular component: fungal-type vacuole membrane; Mon1-Ccz1 complex. Lineage: Eukaryota; Fungi; Ascomycota; Pezizomycetes; Pezizales; Morchellaceae. The record is from RefSeq and is a predicted model, not a curated record. Bases 1 to 1806 code for a protein of 601 amino acids. The transcript is spliced from 6 exons. Gene Ontology annotation, biological process: vesicle-mediated transport; protein targeting to vacuole.